AUGUUAAGCCAAUUCACAAGAAGCUUGAGCUGUUUCGUUAAACCUACACCACCAAAGUUGAACAAGCUCACUAGAACAAUGACUGUUUUACCAAAAAUUCUACAAGAUGCUAGACCAAAAGUAUCACCAGAGUUGGAUUACUCAACCUAUUCCAAUUAUCAGAACUUUAAGAUCAAUCACACUGAUUUGAAUUUGAACAUCUCAUUCGAUGACUCCAUCGUAAAUGGAUUUGUUACUUUCAAUUUGAACAAGAUUGAUAAAUCAUGCAAUGAAAUCAGACUAGACACCUCUUUCUUAACUGUUGACUCUGUUGAAAUCGAUGAUGCAAAGGUAGACUUUCAAUUGAAGGAUAGAUUGGAACCAUUGGGUUCCCAAUUGAUCAUUAAUCCACCAACAGCAACAUCUCUAAAUAAUGAGUUCAAUUUGAAAUUAGGCUUCUCUACCACUAAAGACUGUACUGCUUUGCAAUGGUUAAACGGUGAACAAACUUCUUCUGGUAAGCCUUAUGUCUUCUCACAAUUGGAAGCUAUUCAUGCAAGAGCUUUGUUCCCAUGUUUCGAUACUCCUUCUGUUAAAUCGACUUUUAACGCUGCCAUCACUUCAACUUUACCUGUCGUAUUCUCAGGUAUCGAACAAUCUGUUGUCGAUAAUGGCAAUGGUACUAAGACCUAUAAUUUUAAGCAAUCUGUCCCAAUUCCUGCUUACUUGAUUGGUAUUGCCUCUGGUGAUCUGGUCAGUGGUGAAAUUGGACCACGUUCAAAGGUUUAUACUGAACCUUUCCGUUUGAAAGACUGUGAAUGGGAAUUCUCUGGUGAUGUUGAAAAAUUCAUCCAGGCUGCUGAAAAGAUCAUAUUCCCUUAUGAAUGGGGUACUUAUGAUAUUCUAGUCAAUGUCAAUUCUUAUCCAUACGGUGGUAUGGAGUCUCCAAAUAUGACUUUUGCUACUCCAACUCUAAUUGCUUAUGAUAAAUCAAACAUCGAUGUCAUCGCUCAUGAGUUGGCUCAUUCUUGGUCUGGUAAUUUGGUCACAAACUGUUCUUGGAACCAUUUUUGGUUGAAUGAAGGUUGGACCGUUUAUUUGGAAAGAAGAAUUGUCGCUGCUAUUCACGGUGAAGCCACUAGACAUUUCAGUGCCUUGAUCGGUUGGAAUGAUUUGGCCAACUCAAUCAGUGCCAUGAAAAACCCAGAUAGAUUCUCAACUUUGAUCCAAAAUUUGAACGAUGGUACUGACCCAGAUGAAGCCUUCUCUUCUGUUCCAUACGAAAAGGGUUUCAACUUGUUGUUCCAUUUAGAAACUAUUUUAGGUGGUCCAAAGGAAUUCGAUCCGUUUAUCAAACAUUAUUUUACCAAAUUCUCCAAAAAAUCUUUGGAUUCUUACCAAUUCUUUGAUACUUUAUUCGAAUUUUUUGCUGACAAGAGAGAAAUUUUAGAUGCUGUCGAUUGGGAAACUUGGUUAUACAAGCCAGGCAUGCCACCAAAACCAAAAUUCAUCACCACAUUGGCAGACAAUGUCUAUUCGUUAGCCGAAAAAUGGGCUACUGAAAUCAAGAAUGGCAAUACUACUGAGGAUGACUUGAAACAAGCCUUUACCGCUGCUGACAUCAAAGAUUUCAACUCUAACCAAAUUGUCUUAUUUUUGGACACUUUGGUCCAAAACAAAGAGAUCCAAUGGAAUAACCACCAUACUGCUGCCAAGACUUUGUUGAAGAUUUAUGAAGACAGCAUUGUCAAAUCCAGAAAUGCUGAAGUUGUCUUCAGAACUUAUAGAUUCGAAAUCACCGCCCAAUUGAAGGAAUCAUACCCACAAUUAGCUGAAUGGUUAGCCACUGUCGGAAGAAUGAAGUUUGUUCGUCCAGGUUACAGAUUGUUGAAUUCUGUCGACCGUCCAUUGGCCUUAGCCACAUUCGAGAAGUUGCAAAACAUCUAUCACCCAAUAUGUAAGGCUUUGGUCAAACAAGAUCUUGAGGCCUGA
Molecule: messenger RNA, 1971 nt
Organism: Vanderwaltozyma polyspora DSM 70294
Lineage: Eukaryota; Fungi; Ascomycota; Saccharomycetes; Saccharomycetales; Saccharomycetaceae
Gene: LAP2
Product: bifunctional aminopeptidase/epoxide hydrolase
Exons: 1
Coding region: 1-1971 (656 amino acids)
Biological process (GO): proteolysis
Cellular component (GO): cytosol
Molecular function (GO): epoxide hydrolase activity; zinc ion binding; metallopeptidase activity
Source: RefSeq, a predicted model, not a curated record